AUUUUUAGCGACCAGGUCGACUUGGUGUCCACCAGAUUAAUCUUAUUAGCGCUAUUCAUAUCGCGAACCUUGUAUCUUGUUUCCAACCACCUAGCGUAUCAAGCGUCUUUCGUGCCAAUCCGGCACAACUACUACUGGUCAAGAGCGAAUGGAGCGGAAUAGGAUCGUCUCCCGCACGCGCGCACGGGUCAUUUGUGUUCCAUGCCACGAGCGCAAGGUAAGGUGCGAUCUUCAAGACUCGCACAACAAGGUCUGCAGCAAUUGCCGCCGGUUGGAACAACAUUGCAUACCACGUCGAGGCCGUCGCCACAAGGGUCGCAUGUUGGCGGGUGAGCCGGCCGAUAUCUUCCGCCAGAGUGAUUCGAUGCUGCGAAAUGGGGCAGGAGAAUCCACUCCACCGGCAGGAUCCCCAAUCGUGGGAGACAGAGCAACGUCAGCUUAUCGCAAUCCCGGGUCUCGGAGCUUCAUUGCCUCAGAUUCUGUGCUCUAUGAGGCACCUUUGUCGGGCAAUAUCCCCUCCGCCUCAUCAUUAGAUGACUGGAAACAAAUAGAGCAACAACUUCAAGACCAUAGCCGUCGCAAUAUCACCGCCCAGGUUGGAGAGCCUUUGGGUCGGGCACUUUGUGAUUCCUUUGCCGAAAACCUUGGUCAUUGGUACCCCUUCGUUGACAUCUCAGAAAUUGAUCUCCAAACUUCGCCACUUCUAGGCAAAGCGCUACUUCUAGCGGGGAGUCUAACCCGACGCAUCGAGACAGUAGACGAUUUGCAAAUCCCAUAUGCGCUAUACCAACAAGCCAAGGAAAAGAUAAAUUCAAGCAGCGGUGAUGAUCCAAUGACUCUACUCCAGGCCAUCACUAUCAUAGCUUAUUGGAGUUUACGCCCGCCUUCUGUGGUGAGCUUAGAUGGACCCUGGCACUGGGCAGGCCUUGCCAUGCGGCUAGCUUUGCAAAUUGGUAUGCAUCGAGAGUCGACUUACUCUCGCCUCCAAGAUCCGGCCAGAUGCCGACUGAUAUGGUGGCACCUGAUGAAUAGCGAUGUCCUCCAGGCGGCGUGCUGGGGUAGACCAUGUCUGAUCCAGUUCUCGAGCCAAGAUGUACAACUCCCUCAACAAUUAGACCUCACGAAUAUUCCAUUACAGGCUUCUGAAGGGAUAACUCGACUGUUACUCAUUUUAAGAAAGGCAAUGGAGCUCGAAGUUUCGUCACCUUCUAGCACUGUGGCUGCUCUCAUCGACUGGCAUCGGGCGUUGCCUCUGCAACUGAAGCUACACAAUCUAGCCGGUACCCGCAACACGUAUGUUAGAGCCAUCAACGAAAUGUUCAUUAUGUAUUUCGCAAUCAUCAUACAUGUGUUAUUCCGCCAUGAUCUGGACAAAGACCGGCGUCCCCGAGCGUCUCCGACGACAAUUGUUGCGUCCUCCUGCAUGAUUCGGCUUUAUGAAGAAAUGUAUUAUCACGAGCAUGCCGCUCGGCUGGGAUCCGUUCACGGAUUCUUCCUUAUGCUGGCAGCAAUCCCGCAGAUUUUCCAUCGCACUCAGAUCGCAGAAAAAGAAACGUUGCGCGAAAAAGAACUGGACCUCAUAUGUGCUAUUCUGAAGCACCUUCGUGUCAAAUUCGGCGGAUCCAAUAUGGUUUUGAACAGGAUCUUGAGGCUCCGCGCAGAGUCACAAUCUAAUGCAGGACAAGAUUCGGUGGCUGAUGCCUAUAGUCCUGCUGGGGGAGUCUCUGCGGAGGACCCCAUCGAAGGGGUGGACCAGUUAUUCCCGUUUCCGGCGGACUUCUCUACUAACCUCGAUCUUCUGCAACAUGGCGAGUCCGUUGGCGAAUCUCACGAGGAUGUCAUGAUUGAUGUACUAGCUUUCGAGAGCUCCCUGAUUGAUUGGUCAAUGGAUAACUCCUCUAACUUCCAUGCCAUGACUGCAGCUGACUUUCCCCUGUCGGCAAUGUCGGCUUAAGAUCAAAGUUUAUAUCAAUUUUUAAACGCCGGCUGUCCUGGGAUUUGGCCACUCUCAGCCAGGUUUCCCGUUUGAAAAAAUUAUUGAUUACAUAUAUUCAGACUCUGUAUCAUCGCAA
This is a messenger RNA of Aspergillus candidus, 2072 nucleotides long. RefSeq lists its product as uncharacterized. The transcript has 4 exons. The record is from RefSeq and is a predicted model, not a curated record. The coding region runs from base 149 to 1954 and encodes 601 amino acids. Gene Ontology annotation, molecular function: zinc ion binding; DNA-binding transcription factor activity, RNA polymerase II-specific; DNA binding. NCBI's taxonomy places the organism in Eukaryota, Fungi, Ascomycota, Eurotiomycetes, Eurotiales, Aspergillaceae. Gene Ontology annotation, biological process: regulation of DNA-templated transcription; DNA-templated transcription.